AUGUCGAGCUUUGAGAAAUCGCAAGAGGAUCAUGUUUCUGAAAAGGCCAAAAGCUCUAGCUCUCACCUUCCUGAGAUAGAAAAGGCCGCGACUCUUGACACCAUUCACAAUGACGAGGCCAUCAAGGUUCUUGCCAAUUACACAGGCGACGAGACAUGGACUGAGGAGGAAGAGAAGAAACUCAUUCGACGUAUUGACUGGAAACUAAUGCCAAUUCUGUGUGUCACUUACGGACUCCAGUAUUAUGACAAGGCAAUGUUCUCGCAGGCCGCACUAUUCGGCAUUCGAAAUGAUUUAGAUUUGGAUGUUGGAAACAGAUAUGCUUUUGCGGCUGCCAUUCUUUAUCUGGGAUUCAUUGUUGGGGCAUACCCGGCAAUGACUCUUGCUCAAAGGUUUCCAAUCGAACGGAUCGCUUCCAUGAUCAUCACAUUAUGGGGCAUAUGUUUGAUCUUGACGCCGGUGUGCUCCAAUUAUCGAGCAUUGUAUGCACAGCGUUUCUUUUUGGGAAUGCUAGAAAGUGGAAUUAGCCCGAUGUUCAUGCUUGUGGUGGGCGGAUGGUACAAAAAGAAUGAGCAAGCAUUCCGUAUGGGGAUUUGGUAUAGCUGUACCGGCUAUGUUUCUAUCUUCUCGCCGCUCAUCAACUAUGGUUUGGGUCACAUCAAGGGCUCUCUCUCUCCGUGGAAAUACAUGUACCUUGUCGCGGGGGCCAUCACAAUUGCCUGGGGAAUUAUUUUGGUUUUUCUACUUCCAUCAGACCCGGUCAGUGCACGUGGAUUCAACGAACGCCAGCGCUAUAUUGCUGUAGCCCGACUCAGAGUCAACAACUCCGGCGUCCGCAACACGCAUUAUAAGAAAGGUCAGGUCUUUGAACUUCUCGGUGACCUGAAGUUCUGGCUCAUCUUCCUAACCGCGCUUCUGAGCAUGAUCGCGAAUGGUCCCAUCUCCACAUUUAUUCCAAUCAUCAUCAACUCCUUCGGAUUUAGUACGCUGAAUUCCCUGCUUCUCGUCAUGCCGCAGGGCUUCCUGGGCGGGUCUUACCAGCUGCUGGCCCCUUACUUAGCCUAUCGAUUUUCUGAGAAUGGUAUACGGUCAUGGAUUGUCUUCACUGCUCAGAUGAUUACUACUUUGGCGGCUAUCUUAUUGGUCGUAUUGCCGCUGGAUGCAACAGGUGGCUUACUCUUUGCGUGCUACAUCCUUCCUGCUGUUGGUGGUGGUUAUGCCGUUCUUAUGGGGUUGCAAAUUGCGAACAUUGCAGGAUACACAAAGAGGUCAAUUGCCUCAUCGGGACUUUACAUUGGAUAUUGUCUUGGAAAUUUCACGGGGCCGCUCGUCUAUAAGAAGAUGGAUGCCCCACGCUAUGUUCCAGGCUUUAUCACGGUUGUUGUUACGUCGUUUGCUGCUGGUAUUACCAUUUUGCUUUAUCGAUUUGUCUGCGUGUGGGAAAACAGGAAGCGAGAUGAGUCGGGUACUUCUGAGGGUUACGAGAAUGCUUACCAGGAUGAUCUGACGGACAAGACAAACCCCCAGUUCAGGUACAUAUUGUAA
Molecule: messenger RNA, 1545 nt
Organism: Penicillium brasilianum
Lineage: Eukaryota; Fungi; Ascomycota; Eurotiomycetes; Eurotiales; Aspergillaceae
Source: the annotation of a GenBank genome assembly